Molecule: messenger RNA, 654 nt
Organism: Knipowitschia caucasica
Lineage: Eukaryota; Metazoa; Chordata; Actinopteri; Gobiiformes; Gobiidae
Source: the annotation of a GenBank genome assembly
AUGGGCAAAAAGAUCAGCUCUGUCCUGGACCCUAACCCUCACAGCAGCUCUGUCCUGGACCCUAACCCUCACAGCAGCUCUGUCCUGGACCCUAACCCUCACAGCAGCUCUGUCCUGGACCCUAACCCUCACAGCAGCUCUGUCCUGGAUCCUAACCCUCACAGCAGCUCUGUCCUGGAUCCUAACCCUCACAGCAGCUCUGUCCUGGACCCUAACCCUCACAGCAGCUCUGUCCUGGACCCUAACCCUCACAGCAGCUCUGUCCUGGAUCCUAACCCUCACAGCAGCUCUGUCCUGGAUCCUAACCCUCACAGCAACUCUGUCCUGGACCCUAACCCUCACAGCAGCUCUGUCCUGGAUCCUAACCCUCACAGCAGCUCUGUCCUGGACCCUAACCCUCACAGCAGCUCUGUCCUGGAUCCUAACCCUCACAGCAGCUCUGUCCUGGAUCCUAACCCUCACAGCAGCUCUGUCCUGGACCCUAACCCUCACAGCAGCUCUGUCCUGGACCCUAACCCUCACAGCAGCUCUGUCCUGGAUCCUAACCCUCACAGCAGCUCUGUCCUGGAUCCUAACCCUCACAGCAGCUCUGUCCUGGACCCUAACCCUCACAGCAGCUCUGUCCUGGAUCACUUUGCUCCUACAUCUCUGUGA